This is a messenger RNA of Stylophora pistillata, 4042 nucleotides long. RefSeq lists its product as uncharacterized. Gene Ontology annotation, cellular component: nucleus. The record is from RefSeq and is a predicted model, not a curated record. Lineage: Eukaryota; Metazoa; Cnidaria; Anthozoa; Scleractinia; Pocilloporidae. Gene Ontology annotation, molecular function: chromatin DNA binding; histone binding. Gene Ontology annotation, biological process: regulation of DNA-templated transcription.
CCCGUGCUGUUGCAGCGGUAGAAAACAAAAAUGCGGGAACCGGCAAGCUUGGACAAAAUAUUGGACACAUUUGCAAGGAACAUGUAACAAAUUCAGCGACUGAUUUCCAGAUCAGCAGUUAUUGAUGGCGUUUUCUAGUCCAGAGUCACCUUUAGAACCACGACGUGUAUUUAUAAACCGUGUUGAAAAUCCUAGCGAAGAACAUGAAGAGCUUAACAAAAUGGCACACGGGGUUGCGGAGAGUAGAAGUGCAGAUAUCUUCUCUAGUUACACAUGCGGUUCAUUGUGUCAUGAGGGUAUUCAAAAUCAUCCAGGAGAUAUUGUGGAAGCUGGUUGUCUGGCAGCUCAGCAGCUACCAAAGGCUAAGUAUGGACUGUUUGAGUCACUCCCACAAGAUUUGAUCAAAACAGGUAAACUGAGUGAUUUACAACUGGAGGGUGUUCUAUUUGCUUGUCAAAGACACCAGAUGAUCCUUGCCAGUGGACAAAGGGCGGGGUUCUUUAUUGGGGAUGGUGCUGGUGUUGGUAAAGGAAGACAGAUCUCUGGAAUUUUGUUGGACAACUUUGCACGAGGAAGAUGCAAACAUGUGUGGUUCAGCAUUUCAGCUGAUCUGAGAUUAGAUGCACAAAGAGAUUUACAAGACAUUGGUUGCUUUGUUAAGGUAAUCGAUGGUUGUCAACAGCUUGACAAAGAGACAAGAGUAUUUGGUUUGCCUGCUGAUUUUAAAGAAGGUGUCAUUUUUAGUACCUAUGCCACAUUGGUAUCAUCUGUCCAGAAAGGUACUAAUCGUCAGAGUAGACUGCAACAGUUGAUUGACUGGUGCGGAGGAGAACAUUUUAGUGGUUGCCUCAUAUUUGAUGAAUGCCACAAGGCGAAACAUUUUGUACCAGGAAAGGAAGAAACAAGUACAAAAAUAGCCCUGGCUGUCACUACUUUACAAAGGAUCCUUCCAAAAGCUCGUGUUGUGUACUGCAGUGCAACUGGAGUCACGGAUGUUAAGAACAUGGCAUUUAUGGAACGACUUGGUCUAUGGGGAGAUGGAACAGCAUUUAAAUCCUUUGAUACUUUUCUUACCAGUAUAACCAAGAGAGGAUUGGGUGCUGCUGAAAUGUUAGCCAUGGAGAUGAAGGCUUCUGGGAUGUAUGUAUCAAGGGGUCUAAGUUUCAGGCAAGCUGAGUUUGUAAAUGUAGAGGCACCAUUAACUCCAGACCAGAUCAAGGUCUAUGACACAGCAGUUCAUGUGUGGAAUGAGUUGAAGAAGUCACUGGAAUACGCAAUGGCUCGAACUAACACUGCAACUACAAGGGUGUGGUCAAUAUAUUGGUCAAGUCACCAGCGGUUCUACAAACAACUCUGCAUGAGUAUGAAAGUUCCUCAGAUUGUGCAGGAAGUCCAGCAAGCGAUACAGGAUGGCUAUAGUGUCGUGAUUGGUCUGCAGACAACUGGGGAGGCAAGCUUAGAGAGUGAAAUAUCGCGUGGUAGAGGCGUGCUGAAUAACUUUAUUUCCAGUACGGAAGAAAUCUUGACCAGGUUUAUCACGCAAUAUUUUCCGACAAAGAUUUCAAAAUCGAAUGGUGAUGUUGUGGAGGACAAGUGGAGUGUGCAAGCCAAGGAUCUUUUACUCUCUUUUGUCAAGAAAAUUAAUCUUCCAAUAAGCCCACUAGAUGACCUCAUAAAUCAACUAGGUGGACCAAAAAUGGUAGCAGAAAUGACGGGUAGGCGUGGUCGUGUGGUAAAAACAGAAAAACAGCCUCAUCCUCAUUACGAGGCUCGAGAAUCGGACAGUAGCAAUGUGGACAGUUUGAAUAUCCAAGAGAGAAACAGCUUCAUGAAUGGAACCAAACUAGUUGCUAUCAUAUCUGAUGCGGCCAGCACAGGAAUCUCGCUACAUGCCGAUCUCCGAGCUGCCAAUCAACGUCGCCGUGUUCACGUGACCAUUGAGCUGCCUUGGAGCGCGGACAAAGCUGUGCAGCAGUUGGGCAGGUCACAUCGGUCAAACCAAUCAAGUGGACCAAUCUAUAAACUUGUUACUACCAACUUGGGCGGCGAGAGAAGAUUUGCAGCGGCUGUAGCUCGCAGGCUCCAAUCCCUAGGCGCUCUUACAAAGGGAGACAGGCGAGCAGCGACUGGUGCCGACUUGACUCAGUUUAAUUUUGACACUACUUAUGGUCGAUCUGCUCUUAGGAACAUGUACCAGUCCAUAACUUUGCAAUCCAUCUGCCCAGGAGUGGCUUUAUCCAAGGUCCUUAGUGGAGCAGAACUUCCCGACAAAUUUGAAUUCACGGAGUUCAAUGCAAUAGCCAGGCAAUGUCUGAUAUCCAUGGGUUUGACUGACGCUACUUUUGUGGUAAAAGACAAAGAGGCUAGUGAUGUUGGACGGUUCUUAAAUCGUAUUUUGGGUCUAAGCGUUGAAAAACAGAAUUUGAUGUUCUCGUAUUUCUGUGAGUGCCUACAUGCUACGAUUGAAACUUCAAAACGCGAAGGAAGGUAUAGUGAAGGCGUGACAGACGUAUCUGGGUCCUCGAUUACAAUGGUCCGCGGUCCUCAACCGGUUUUUACCGACUUCCAAAAAGGUGUCAUGGAAACGAAGCACGUGACUCUAAACGUUGACCGUGGGAUAGACUGGGACUCCGCCGUGAAUUUGUUUCAAGAGCAUGGGUCCAAUAACCUGGAUGGCUUUUACCGCUCUAAACGCGAACAAAGGGGACAGCGUCUGUUUUUGUUAGCAAUUCUAAAGGAGUCUUCAACACAUCUUUUCAACAUUACAAGACCAAACACAGGCCGGUCACCAUUUGAAGAAGAAAAGACCGAUCUGUUACAUAAAUACAAAAAGAUUUCACUACAAGAAGCAGAGGCCGGAUGGAAAUCGCAGUACGAAAGAACGAGAAAUCACUGCAUCCACGGUUUGGGGUGCAAGAAUGGAUCAUCUUGUAAAACUGGUUGUCGCAUAACGGAGAUCCAUUUGUUAUGCGGAGGAAUAAUUCCACUGCUGUCUGCCUUGGAAAUAGCUAUGGAAAAACACGCUGAUAAACUGGGACUCACCAAGGACAGUCGCUCUUUGAGAGUAGUCCGAGUUGAACUUGAUAGUGGUCAGCGGCUGGUUGGAUUGCGUUACCCAGAGCAACUUAUACCGGAAGUGACGUUGUUCCUGAGAGAACAAAAACUAGUCGACGCGCUUUUGGAAAAACAGCGAAUUGGUAUUUUGGAUGUGGCUGCUUCCAUAAAAGAUACGUCAAAACACAGUCAGGGAUAUGAAGAAGCAGAAUCUCCAAUCAACCCGAGAACUUUAACCAAGGCCACAACGCCUCUUGUUACAAUUAAAAAAUUCUUUAAACCCAAGCCUUCAGGGGAAAGUUCGAAGGUCACAGGAAACCCAACAGGAUCGGUUGAAGAGACGGGUCUUGAUAAAGGUCGUCAUGGAGGAGAAUGUAAUGCACAUUUUAUAAAGGAGGAGAUCACAAAUAGUCCGUGUAUAUCGAAUUCAAGUACAUGUAACAAACAGGAAGUGUCUGCUGAUAGAAUAAAAGAAGUAAAAUCAGUAUACUUUAGUUCAAAGGAGUCAAAAAGAGACGGGCUCUCAGAGAGUGGGACUUCCGAUUCUGAUCCCGGUAGAAGUACAAACGUUACGCACCAUAUUUCCGAGCCCAUCUCAAAGGAGAACGUACAACUUAAGACGUCCGUGAAAAGAACUAACUCUGAGGCAACGUCACGAACAAAUAAACGACAAAAACAGUCAAGUAUUUUAUCAUCGUUUGGGAAGGGGACAAUUAAACCAGCGGAAAAGGCCAAGAAAAAGGAGAUUUGUUGUCCCAUUUGUGGCGUAAAGUUUGGGAAAGAAGUAAAAAAUGCUGAGAUAAAUGAACACAUCGAUGGUUGCCUUGUUACGUAAUAUAUUUUUAUGUCACGUGAUUCUCAAGCUGAGGAAAUUUGGCAAACGUGUCAUCAGUCGAAGGACCAGGAAAGAACAUAAUAAAUUCCAUUUCGAACUGAUUUGCCUACGUGUCUGAUACUUAUGUUAUUUUAGUUUAGUGCCGUAUGUACC